This is a messenger RNA of Leptonychotes weddellii (Weddell seal), 849 nucleotides long. NCBI's taxonomy places the organism in Eukaryota, Metazoa, Chordata, Mammalia, Carnivora, Phocidae. The record is from RefSeq and is a predicted model, not a curated record.
AUGGGUCAUAAGCUUGAGUCUAGUCCCCUGUUUAGUGACCUCCUGACAAAGUUCAGUGUGGCCACCGACCUGCCUUUUCAAAUUCAUCAUCAUUAUCAUUUCAUGAACUGUUUGAAGUCCAGGAAGGUGAGUUCCCAUGGCAAGUUAAAAAUGGCAUUGGGAAAUGUUACUGUGGUCAUGGGAACCAAAAGAUUCAGCGAUAUCCACUUGGAGAGAAAGCAAGUGCAGAAGAUAAUUAUUCACAAAGAUUAUAAACCAUCCCACCUUGACAGUGACCUCUCCCUGCUCCUGCUUGCCACACCAGUACAAUUCACUAACUUCAAAAUGCCCAUCUGUCUGCAGAAGAAGGAAAGGAUCUGGGACCGGUGUUGGAUGGCAGAGUGGGUGACAGCUUAUGAAUAUGGUAUGUACCAACAUGACAACUUAAACAUGUACCUGCAGAAGCUGAGAGUGAUGCAGAUUAGCUGGAGACAAUGCAGCAAGAGGGUAGACCAGCUCUCUAAGAACAUGGUUUGUGCUUGGAAGGAACCAGGCACCAAAGGCAAUUGCCAGGGAGACAGUGGGGCACCUAUGGUCUGUACUAUCCAUGGAACCCAGAGGCUCUUCCAAGUGGGUGUCUUCAGUUGGGGCAUAAGAUCUGGCUUCAGGGGGAGGCCUGGUAUGUUUGUGUCUGUGGCUCAAUUUAUCCCAUGGAUCCAGGAGGAGACGGAAAAGGAGGGAAAAGCCUAUACCACCUCAGGAGCCUGGAGAAGCUCCCUGCUUCAUGUUCCAACGUACCCACUAUUGUUGGGCUUGGGUUCUCAAAUGUGGCUUGCCACCAUGUUUACUAGUGAUAAAUCAAAUCACUAA